Messenger RNA from Polyodon spathula (Mississippi paddlefish), 2798 nucleotides. Its product is annotated as RING finger protein 150-like. Bases 255 to 1580 code for a protein of 441 amino acids. The record is from RefSeq and is a predicted model, not a curated record. The transcript is spliced from 8 exons. NCBI's taxonomy places the organism in Eukaryota, Metazoa, Chordata, Actinopteri, Acipenseriformes, Polyodontidae.
CAUGAAGCUCCUCCUGCAGCCACCGGUCCAUAAACAACAUUUCCUGUAGCAGUCAGACUUGAAUUUUAUUUACGGGAGACACGGUAGCAGCACCCAAACAACUAAGGACAACACAAACUGGCUCGAAUGUUCUCGUCUGCCUUCUUAAUCGCCUUAAGAGAAAAAAUCAAGUCUGAAUACAGAGGGAAGGCGAGAGGCAGUCGAGUACAGCUAGCUAGCUAGACAGAGGGGGACAUUUGGAAAACCUCAAAAUUAUGGCCAUGUCCCUAAUCCAAACCUGCCGCAGUCUGGCUCUCUCAACAUGGCUGCUUUCUUUUUGUUUUGUGCAUUUGCUCUGCCUGGACUUCACGGUGGCCGAGAAAGAGGAGUGGUAUACAGCUUUUGUGAAUAUUACCUAUGUGGAUCCCGUGAGUUCGGAGUUCAGAACAGAGAAAACGGAGUGCGGUCGGUACGGGGAACACUCUUUAAAACAGGAUACCAAGGGGGUGGUGGUGAUGCCCUUUUCUCGCCAUGACAGACUUGCUUGCGACCCCAACACAAAAUUUACAAUCCCUGCCAAUGCAAAAAGCUGGGUAGCUCUUAUACCCAAAGGGAACUGUACGUACAGGGACAAGGUCCGCCAUGUUAGCAGUCAAAAUGCGUCUGCUGUGGUCAUCUUUAAUGUGGGCUCCAGCAAUGUGAAUGAGACUAUUACUAUGCCACAUGCAGGCACAGGAGACAUUGUGGUGAUCAUGAUUCCUGAACUCAAAGGAAGGGAGAUAAUGGCCCUGCUUGAGAAGAAUGUGACUGUAAUGAUGUACAUCACCAUCGGGACUCGGAAUCUCCAGAAAUAUGUCAGCCGAACCUCUGUGGUUUUUGUGUCCAUCUCAUUCAUUGUGCUCAUGAUCAUCUCUCUGGCCUGGCUUGUCUUCUACUACAUCCAGAGGUUUAGAUAUGCAAAUGCACGAGACAGGAACCAGAGGCGACUUGGAGAUGCAGCAAAGAAAGCCAUCAGUAAACUUCAAGUCCGAACCAUUAGGAAGGGGGACAAGGAAACAGAACCAGAUUAUGAUAACUGUGCAGUUUGCAUUGAAGGGUACAAACCAAAUGAUGUUGUCCGAAUUUUACCAUGUCGGCAUCUCUUCCAUAAGAACUGUGUAGAUCCGUGGCUUCAAGACCAUCGCACCUGUCCAAUGUGCAAGAUGAACAUUCUCAAAGCAUUAGGAAUUCCACCAAAUGCAGACUGCACUGACAAUAUCCCACCAGAUUACGAGGGAUCAAUAGGGGGACCCUCAAUGAAUCAGAUAACUGGGGCCAGUGAGUUAACAGUAAACGAGAGCUCGGUGGUCGUGGAUCCAGCAAUCCGGGCUGUGGGGCUCCCACAGGUCUUCCAGAACAGCGAAACCAUCCCUCCGGCUGGAGAGGUCAUCAUUAACACAAGCAGUGACCAGGAACCGGCGGUGAACAGCGAUUCAGACACCUCGUUGAUUAUUGCUGUGGAAGUGGAGCUCUCUGACGUGGAGAUCUCAACUGACCAGGACUAUGAGCUAGUAUCCUUGUAUAGAGGGACACUGUACAUCACUUACAUGGUGGCUAAUUGAAGACGAUGGGGGAUUGAGACCUUAUGAUAAAUGAUCUCUGGAUCACAGCAUUGCAGAUUGGUUAUGUCAGGAUUUCGGUGAGUUAAUGUAUGCCUUCUCCACAUAACCAAUUUAAAAAGUAAUAUUCCAGAGAGUAUUUUUCUAAUGAUCUCUCAGUGAGCCACUGUACAUUCAUGUGCUUACCUCCUUUACAGUUCUAAUCCACUACUAAUUACUUUUCAUGAAUUAAAUGGCUUUUUAAAAAAAAAAAAAAAAAAAAAAAACAAUCUUACUGAUAAAAUGUAUUGUGUUCAUUCUUUUGUUAAUUCAAUAUGUUUGUAAUGCUGUUCUUCCAGCAUCUCCCCCAAAUUCAUAUGUAAAGCAUAAAAUUGCACUUAACUAUUGUAAUCAGUUCACAGCUACCUAACUUUAAAGUCCUGUAUGCACGGAAAUAGCGAACAGUGUGUAAGCCUAAACCAAGCGCCAGAUUAAAUCAAUGUAUUCUGUUCUAUGUAAUUCUAAGUGUGAGUAGGUUUGUCAGUUGUGUUUAGGUUAUUUAGGGGCAAAUGUGUUCAUUCUCCAAGCACACUUACCCUGGCUUUGUUUCACUUUUAGAAUAACCACCUUUGGGUGAGAGGAAAACAAAAUGCAUAGCACUUCUUAUUUUUAUCAAAAUGCAAACAGAUAUUCUAGUUUUGUGAACAUUUCUAGCCAAGUGGAAAAAGUAUUACAUAGUGAUUUUUUUUUCCUUUUGUACACUUUCACGUUGAAUAAUUUAGCAUUGUGCCAGCUGCUAAACAUUCUCUGCUUAACUAAUGCAUUGUGAAUUUGUAAAGUAAAAACUAUUCUUCUUGUAAUUAUUUUUAAUGUACAGUAUUGAUUCUGCAUUUAAGCUUUUUUUUUUUUUUUACUGGAUGUAUAUAGCUAUCUAUAAUGCAUUUUAUAUCUCUUGAGAAAUCAAAUGGGUGUCAGAGAAUGUUACUAUGUUUCAAAGGGAGCCGUCUAGAACUAGAAGUAAACAAGGCUACAUUAUUGUAUUUUGCUUUACAGUAGAUGCUAGACUCUGUUUGUCAAAAAAAUGGGAAGAGGAUAUUGAUACUAAAAUGUGGAAAACACUAUCCCUCUGAAAUAAUAUUGUUAUUUUGGUAUAUAGAAGAUACUGUAAAUAUGUGCAGCUGUGUUGAAAUAUUGUUCUAGUAAGAUGUUGCAACUGUAAAACAAUGAUUGUGAGUUAUAAUA